Molecule: messenger RNA, 4515 nt
Organism: Tachysurus vachellii
Lineage: Eukaryota; Metazoa; Chordata; Actinopteri; Siluriformes; Bagridae
Gene: stk10
Product: serine/threonine kinase 10
Exons: 19
Coding region: 263-3127 (954 amino acids)
Biological process (GO): protein phosphorylation
Molecular function (GO): protein serine/threonine kinase activity; protein binding; ATP binding
Source: RefSeq, a predicted model, not a curated record
AGGUGGGCGCGAGACGUUAGCAGGUUGUCUCGUGUAACUCGGGAUGCGUCCGUUAGCAUUGUAGCUCAUUUCUCUCGAAUUGCGUCGUGUUUAAUUUCACUCGUGUAAUUUCACUCGUUUUUUUUUUCUCACAGCACAUUUUAUAUAUUGUUUGUUGACGAUGAAGUUUGCUGUGACACCGUGGGGUAAGUUUGUGUGAGUAAAAUCUGACACAAACAUCGUCUCGUCUUUAAACGCCCUCAGCGCCAGUGUUUUAUUCAGCAUGUCGUUGUUCGGUAAAAUCUUCCGUUUCCCGACUGAUAAGAAGAAAGUGAAGCAGUAUGAACACGUCCACAGGAACGUGAACCCGUCUGACGUGUGGGACCUUGUGGGAGAACUGGGAGAUGGAGCUUUCGGUAAAGUUUAUAAGGCCCAGAACAAAGACACGGGCAUCCUGGCAGCUGCCAAAGUGAUCGAGACUAAGAGUGAAGAGGAGCUGGAGGAUUACAUCAUAGAGAUCGACAUCUUGGCUACGUGCAACCAUCAUUACAUCGUCAAACUGCUCGACGCCUUCUACUACGAUCAGAAGCUAUGGAUUAUGAUCGAGUUUUGCCCUGGUGGAGCUGUAGAUGCCAUCAUGCUAGAGUUGGAGCGAGGUUUGACCGAGAAGCAGAUUCAGGUGGUCUGUAAGCAGAUGCUUGAGGCUCUGGUUUACCUGCAUAGUAUGAAAAUCAUCCACCGAGACCUGAAGGCAGGAAACAUCCUGCUCAUGCUGGAUGGAGACAUCAAACUCGCUGAUUUUGGCGUGUCGGCGAAAAACACCAAAACUCUGCAAAGGAGAGACUCUUUCAUCGGGACACCGUACUGGAUGGCUCCUGAGGUGGUGAUGUGUGAGACCGCGAAGGACGCGCCGUACGAUUACAAAGCGGACAUCUGGUCGUUGGGAAUAACGCUGAUCGAGCUGGCUCAGAUCGAACCUCCGCACCAUGAACUCAACCCCAUGAGAGUGUUGCUGAAAAUCGCCAAGUCUGAUCCUCCUACGCUGGAUCAGCCGUCCAAAUGGUCAGACAACUUUAAGGAUUUCCUGAAGCGAGCACUGGAUAAGAAUCCCGAGUCACGUCCACAGGCCUCUCAGCUCCUCGAGCAUCCCUUUGUGAGCUCGGUGAACACAAAUCGGCCCCUAAUGGAGCUGGUGGCUGAGGCUAAAGCUGAAGUGAUGGACGAGCUAGAAGAGGACAGCAAUGAGGAAGGGGACGAGGACGAGAAUCACGAAAUCACAGCUCCUCCAGGAAAAGAUCCUUCAGAGACGAGUCAGACCAGUUUAGAAGGUGACCACACGCCUCUCCCUGAGAGUCCCGUCGACUCAGAGCCCCUGAAACUGGAGAAAAAGCAUUCAGAUGAGGAUCGAGACAAACCUUCCAGCUCUGAUUCUGGGAUUGAGGACGGUAAAAGCACGCCGACGUCCGAGGAAGAAGGAAAAGGGGUGGAGUCUCUGGAAUAUGAGUGUGAGUUGCCAGCUUCACCGCCCCCUGUCCUCAAAACACCACAGCUGGAAGACCAAGAGGGGCAAGAGGGCAAAGCUGAGAAUGAGCACGUAACACCAGAUCUCCCCCUGGUGGUGCGGAGUGAAAGCGUGUGUGAAAAGCGACCACAGGCGGCGGAACAGGAACCAGACGUUCUGCCUCAUGCUAAUGGGGAACAGAACAAAUGCCGCUCAGGGAGUCAGGCGUCAGAGAGUCUCGACAUCAGCCUGUGCUCCAUGGGGCAUAGAGAUAGUGGCUCUGGCAGUGCACAGGAUGCUCGACUUUUCCGACGCACUCUGAAGCGCACCCGUAAGUUUGUAGUGGAAGGUGUGCAGGUGAGCGUCACCACGUCCAAGAUCAUUGGUGAAGAUGAGAAGAAGGAUGAGGAGAUGCGAUUCCUCAGGCGACAGGAGCUGAGAGAGCUGCGUCUGAUCCAAAAGGAGGAACAUCGCACUGUGGCUGCCCUCAAUGCCAAACUGGAGACUCAGAGAGAGCUCAUGCAGAGACGCUUCGACCAGGAGAUGAAUGCCAAGAAGAAGUUCUAUGACACAGAGUUGGAGAACCUGGAGAAGCAGCAGAAACAGAUGAUAGAGAGAAUGGAGCUGGAGAACGCUGUGGGUCUGCGUGAGGAGACCAGACGAAUCCGGCUGGAGCAGGAGAAAGCGCUCCAUCGAUUCCAGGACCAGAUAAAACAACGCAAAAAGGAGGUGAAACAUGAAGUUGAGAAGUUGCCGAGGAACGUGAGGAAGGAGAGUUUAAAAAUCCGCAUGAACGAGUUCCAGAUGACAAAGAUUUCUGAGGAGGAACAGUUUAAAGCAGAACAGAAAAAUUAUCUGGACUCAACAUUAAAUAGCAUCAUCGCUCGUAACAAGAUGGAGAUCGCAGAAACAGAGCGCCAAUGUCUCGAGAAGAAACAGCAACUGAUCAGAGAGAAGGAAGGAGUGAUCUGGGAACUGGAGGAGAAAAACCUGCAUGAGAGAUGGCAGCUCCUCAAACAGCAGCUGAAGGAUCAGUACUUCCUGCAGAGACACCAGCUACUGAAAAAACAUGAGAAGGAACAAGAGCACAUGAACUGUUAUAACCAGCGUAUGAUCGAGCUGCUUAAAGUAGGACAGCAGCAGGAGAAGAACAGACUGCCGAAGAUCCAGCGCAGUGAAGCCAAAACUCGCAUGGCCAUGUUUAAGAAGAGUCUGCGCAUUAAUUCUUCAGGCAGCGGCGCAGAAGACCGCGAGAAGAUCAAACAGUUUUCCAGGCAGGAGGAGAAGCGGCAGAAGGUGGAGCGGCUCCAUCAGCAACAAAAACAUGAGAACCAAAUGAGAGAUAUGAUCGGGCAGUGUGACAGCAACCUCCGAGAACUCCAGCAACUACAGAACGAGAAAUGUCACCUGUUGGUGGAAAACGAGACUCACAGGCUGAAAGCACUGGACGAGCAUCACAACCAUCUGCUGAAGGAAUGGAGAGCGCAGCUGCAACCCCGCAAAAAGGCUCUGGAGGACGAGCUGAACCAGAAGAAGCGUGAGCAGGAGAACUUCUUCCGGAUGAGCGAGGACUCUGAGUGUGUGAACCCCAGCUCUCCAAACAGAUACACCAAAUUCCUGCCGUAUACAGACUCGUCCACCACUUAGGACUCGUACCACAAUCUACCGGUCACGAUCAUGGUGUUCCUCUGGUCCAGGUAGAUCAUUUGCUCGUACAGGAGUCACAUAAUGUAUGUGGUAUAAAAAAAUAAUUUGUUUUAUUUUUAUUUAUUAAAUAAUAUAGAAUAAAGAGUGACGGAUCCACGAUGGGUCUUAAAACCUACAACAAAUAUGAAGAAUCAGAGAUAUAAACAUAUAUUUUAUAAGUCUUAAGUAUUUUUUUUUCUGAGCUGGUGGAAAUAAAUACAUUUAAAAGUACAAACCCAUAAUAAAGCCACUUUACUGUAGGUUCACACCAAAGCCAGUAAUCAGGAUUUAUUAUUAUUAUUAUUAUUAUUAUUAUUACAACUGCUUUUUCUGGUCAGUGUGAUUAUUUUAUCAGCUUAUAUUCAAAUCAUCACUUUUAUAACAAACAUUCUGGAAAUAUUUCGUGUUGCCAAAUACGACAGAAGGAAGGUUUUAAAGUGGGUUUCUUUUCUGUUCCCUUUCAAAAUGUUUUCUGUUGUUUAUAUAAAUCUAAAUCACAAAUAUUCAUGAGUUCUUUAGGUUCUGUUUGUAUGUUGAAUAAACGUUUAGUUUGUCUGAAGUUUUAGGUUUCAUCGAGGAAGAAAAUCGGUCAUUUGUCUUGUAUUUGUUUGUUUUUGAUUUACUGUAAAGCACGACACUGGAUAUAAACUGACAAAAGGAGAAAAAAAAAUAACAUGCACAAAAUAUUAACAAGGAAAUAUUAACAAAAUUUAUAUCUAACAAAAAAAUUAAAUAUGUAGAUGUUUGUUGGAAUGUUGAUGUUCCUCUUUUGGAUCGUUGUCUGGAGGAAAACCUUCAAGGGCAAAAAAUGUUCUAUGUCUCUAAUAUUAUUAAUCUGUAUUGAGGUCUAAAAAUUGUUAAAUAUUUACUCUAAAUGUUACAUUACAAAAAAAUUAAAAUUAUUUUGGGGCUCAGAUGUAAUGAUUAUUCUCUAAUAUUCUAUAAUAACAAUUUAUUUUAAAUAAUGGAAAAAAAAAUUACUUUUUUGGAGGUUUUUUAUCUAACAGCAAUAUAAAAACAUUUAUUAUUAUUAUUUUGUUUACUGACACUUUAUGCACUGACACUUCAAGUUCAAAAUAUUCUCCUGAUGCAAAAUUCUUUACCAACUGUUGAUUUAUUCCUUUAAUUAUUGUUCUAUGACGCAGAUAAUCAGCUAGAGAGAAGAUUUAAGUGAACUUUACAACCCCAAAAGUUUAUGUUGUGAAAACGAUCCGACUGACUGCACUGUUGUUUCUUCUUCUUCUGUUGUGGGAAUUAUUUUUUAUUUUAACUAAAGGGUUUAAAGGGCUCCUGUGUGUGAAAGGAACCGUCGAUGUACAGCAAUCUAAUAAAGUCCACUUUAUUAUUUA